AUGACAACAACACGGUAGCAACACAACAUGGCAGCAACACAUGACAACACAACAUGGUAGCAAAACAACAUGGUAGCAACACAACAUGACAACAACACAACAUGAUACCAAUACAACAUGGUAGCAACACAACAUGGUAGCAACACAACAUGACAACAACCCAAUGUGAUAACAACACAACAUGGUAGCAACACAACAUGACAACAACACAACAUAACAACAACACAACAUGGUAGCAACACAACAUGGUAGCAACACAACAUGACAACAACACAACAUGAUGACAACACAACAUGGUAGCAACACAACAUCACAACAACACAACAUGACAACAACACAACAUGGUAGCAACACAACAUGGUAGCAACACAACGUGACAACAACACAACAUGGUAGCAACACAACAGAUAUUUGCCAUAUCUUCAAUUUAAGCCUACUAGAAAGUGUGUGUCCUCAAGCCUGGAGGGAAGCAAAAGUUAUUUCCCUACCUAAGAAUAGUAAAGCCCCAUUUACUGGCUCAAAUAGCCAACCAAUCAGCCUGUUACCAACCCUUAGUAAACUUUUGGAAAGAAUGGUGUUCGACCAGAUACAAUGCUAUUUUACAGUAAACAAAUUGACAACAGACUUUCAGCACGCUCAUAGGGAAGGACAUUGAACAAGCACAGCACUUACACAAAUGGCUGAUGAUUGGCUGAGAGAAAUCGAUGAAAAUAAGAUUGUGGGGGCUGUUUUGUUAGAGUUCAGUGCGGCUUUUGACAUUAUCAAUCAUAGUCUGUUGCUGGAAAAACGUGCGUGUUAUGGCUUUACACCCCCUGCUAAAUUGUGGAUAAAGAGUUACCUGUCUAAGAGAACACAGAGGGUGUAAUGAGUAUCUAACAAAUCCUGGUAGAAUCAGGAAUUCCCCAGGGCAGCUGUCUAGGCCCCUUACUUUUUUAAAUCUUUACUAAUGACAUGCCACUGGCUUUGAGUAAAGCCAGUGUGUCUACAGUGGCUUGAGAAAGUAUUCACCCCCCUUGGCAUUUUUCCUAUUUUGUUGCCUUACAACCUGGAAUUAAAAUGCAUUUUGGGGGGGGUUGUAUCAUUUCAUUUACACAACAAGCCUACCACCAAUUUUUUCUUGUGAAACAAACAGGAAAUGAGACAAAAAAACAGAAAACUUGAGUGUGCAUAACUAUUCACCCCCCAAAGUCAAUACUUUGUAGAGCCACCUCAAAAUCUCUGGAAGACUGGAACAGGUUUCCCUUAAGAAUUUCCUUGUAUUUAGCGCCAUCCAUCAUUCCUUCAAUUCUGACCAGUUUCCCAGUCCUUUCUGAUGAAAAACAUCCCCACAGCAUGAUGCUGCCACCACCAUGCUUCACUAUGGGGAUGGUGUUCUCGGGGUGAUGAGAGGUGUAGAGUUUGCGCCAGACAUAGCGUUUUCCUUGAUGGCCAAAAAGUUCAAUUUUAGUCUCUUUGGUCUCUUUGUUGCCUCUCUGAUUAAUGCCCUCCUUGCCUGGUCUGUGAGUUUUGGUGGGCGGCCCUCUCUUGGCAGGUUUGUUGUGGUGCCAUAUUCUUUCAAUUUUUUUAAUAAUGGAUUUAAAGGUGCUCUGUCGGAUGUUCAAAGUGUCGGAUAUUUUUUUAGAACCCAACCCUGAUCUGUACUUCUCCACAACUUUGUCCCUGACCUGUUUGGAGAGCUCCUUGGUCUUCAUGGACCGCUUGCUUGGUGGUGCCCCUUGCUUAGUGGUGUUGCAGACCUUUCAGAACAGGUGUGUAUAUAUACUGAGAUCAUGUGACAGAUCAUGUGACACUUAGAUUGCACACAGGUGGACUUUAUUAACUAAUUAUGUGACUUCUGAAGGUAGUUGGUUGCACCAGAUCUUAUUUAGGGGCUUCAUAGCAAAGGGGGUGAAUACAUAUGCACACACCACUUUUCCGUUAUUUUUUUUUUUUGAAUUUUCUGAAACAAGUUAUUUUUUUCAUUUCACUUCACCAAUUUGGACUAUUUUGUGUAUGUCCAUUACAUGUAACAUAUGCACUAUACACACACGUACACAUGGAUUUUGUAGUUGUAGUUGUAGAUAUGUGGUAGUAGAGUAGGGGCCUGAGGGCACACACUUAAAAUGUUGUGAAAUCUGUUAUGAAUGUAUUAUAAUGUUUUUAAAAUGUAUAACUGCCUUAAUUUGUAAAAAUGUAUAACUGACUUAGCAGCAGCUAGUGGAGAUCCAUAAUAAAUACAAAUAAAAAUACAAAUGACAACAACCCAGUAGCAGCACAACAUGGUAGCAGCACAACAUGGUAGCAGCACAACAUGGUAGCAGCGCAACAUGGUAGCAGCACAACAUGGUAGCAGCACAACAUGGUAGCAGCACAACAUGGUAGCAGCACAACAUAGUAGCAGAAUAAACAUAGUAGCAGCACAACAUGGUAGCAGCACAAUCAUGGUACAAACAUUAUUGGGAACAGACAACAGCACAAAGGGCAAGAAGGUAGAGACAACAAUACAUCACACGAAGCAGCCACAACUGUCAGUAAGAGAGUCCAUGAUUGAGUCUUUCAAUGAAGAGAUGGAGAUAAAACUGUCCAGUUUGAGUGUUUUUUGCCGCUCGUUCCAGUCGCUAGCUGCAGCAAACUGAGAAGAGGAGCGACCCAGGGAUGUGUGUGCUUUGGGGACCUUUAAAAAAAUGUGACUGGCAGAACGGGAGUUGUAUGUGGAGGAUGAGGGCUGCAGUAGGUAUCUCAGAUAGGGGGGAGUGAGGCCUAAGAGGGUUUUAUAAAUAAGCAUCAAGUAGUGGGUCUUGCGCCGAGGAGUAUAGAGUGCAGUGAUGUGUCCUAUAAGGAGCAUUGGUGGCAAAUCUGAUGGCUGAAUGGUAAAGUACAUCUAGUCUCUUGAGAGCACCCUUACCUGCCGAUCUAUAAAUUACGUCUCCGUAAUCUAGCAUGAGUAGGAUGGUCAUCUGAAUCAGGGUUAGUUUGGCAGCUGGGGUGAAAGAGGAACGAUUACCACAGAGGAAACCAAGUCUAGAUUUAAUCUUAGCCUGCAGCUUGGAUAUGUCCCGAGACAUAUCCGAACCACAUGACCUUUGUUUUGGAGGUGUUCGGAGAGAGAGCUUCCUACUGCCUGAGCUAUGUUGUUGAUGUAAAUUGAGAAGAGCAUGGGGCCUAGGAUCGAGCCUUGGGGUAAUAAUAAUGGCUGCCAUUUUAAGGGCUCCGAACCAACUGUGCUUUUUUGUGUGUUUUUCCGCAUUGUUUGUAACUUAUUUUGUACAUAUGUCACACCAGCCUUCGCUUUGGCUCCCCCUCCUGUCCAGCUCAGGCGUUCGCCGUCGCCGGCCUUCUAGCUGCUGCCGAACCUGCUGCUGGCAAACGCCCUUCACUCAUCAACCCCCGGACUUGUCUCGUCAUCAUUACACACACCUGGUUCCAAUCCCCACUCUAUCACUGUAUAUAUACUCCCUCUGUCAUUUGUCUUUGUCAGUCAUUGUAUAUGUUGCUUGUUUUCCUGAGACGAAUCUCUCCUAUUAUUUCCUGAGUACUUUAUAUUUUGCACUGUGGGUUUCGUCCCGCUUUAAGCUAUGGUGCUUUAAUAAAUUCAGUAGUUCUAAACCUGUGACUGCCUCCUGCCUACUCCUCUCUACACUUGUGACAACAUAAUGUUGCUGCUACCGUCUCUUAUGACCAAAAAGAGCUUCUGGACAUCAGAACAGCGAUUACUCACCUCAAACUGGACAAAGAUUUUUUCUUUAAUGAGUCCGACGCGAAGGAUAUACUGUUUCUCCGAGGCCAGCCCCAAAUCUCCGUCAUUCGCGUGAAGAAAAGACGGAAGAACAGGGGGUGGAGAUCGGGGUGCCUUGUGAGAAUUAAUUGGCGAGUGGGUAACCCGCCUCUACCAUCCGUUCUAUUGGCCAACAUGCAAUCACUGGAGAAUAAACUGGAUGAUCUCCGUUCGAGACUAUCCUACUAACGGGACAUUCAAAACGGUAAAAUCGUAUGUUUCACAGAGUCGUGACUGACAACACGGAAAAUAUACAGUUGGCUGGGUUUUCCGUGCAUCGGCAGGACAGAACUGCUACGUCCGGUAAGACGAGGGGUGGUGGUGUGUGUCUAUUUGUCAAUAACAGCUGGUGCGCAAUUUCUAAUAUUAAGGAAGUCUUGAGGUAUUGCUCGCUUGAGGUAGACUACCUCAUGAUAAGCUGUAGACCACACUAUCUACCAAGAGAGUUUUCAGCUAUAUUUUUCGUAGCCGUCUAUUUACCACCACAAACCGAUGCUGGCACUAAGACCACACUCAACGAGCUGUAUAAGGCCAUAAGCAAACAAGAAAAUGCUCAUCCAGAAGUGGCGCUCCUAGAGGCCGGGGACACUAAUGCAGGCAAACUUAAUUCAGUUUUACCUCAUUUCUACCAGCAUGUCACAUGUGCAACCAGAGGGAAAAAAACUCUAGACCACCUUUACUCCACACACAGAGACGUAUACAAAGCUUUCCCUCGCCCUCCAUUUGGCAAAUUUGACCAUAAUUAUAUCCUCCUGAUUCCUACUUACAAGCAAAAACUAAAGCAGGAAGUACCAGUGACUCGCUCAAUACGGAAGUGUUCAGAAGACGCGGAUGCUACGCUACAGGACUGUAUUGCUAGCACAGACUGGAAUAUGUUCCGGGAUUCAUCCAAUGGCAUUGAGUAUACCACCUCAGUCACCGACUUCAUCAAUAAGUGCAUCGAUGACGUCGUCCCCACAAUGACCGUACGUACAUAUCCCAACCAGAAGCCAUGGAUUACCGGCAACAUCCACACCGAGCUAAAGGCUGAAGCUACCGCUUUCAAGGAGCGGGACACUAAUCUGGACGCUUAUAAGAUAUCCCUCUAUGCCCUCAGACAAACCAUCAAAUAGGCAAAGCGUCAAUACAGGACUAAGAUUGAAUCCUACGACACCGGCUCUAACGCUCGUCGGAUGUGGCAAGGCUUGCAAACUAUUACAGACUACAAAGGGAAAGCCGCGAGCUGCCCAGUAAUGCCAGCCUACCAGACAGGCUAAAUGCCUUUUAUGCUUGCUUCAAGGCAAGCAACACUGAAGCAUGCAUGAGAGCACCAGCUGUUCCGGACGACUGUGUGAUCACGCUUUCCGUAGCCGAUGUGAGCAAGAUCUUUAAACAUGUCAACAUUCACAAGGCCGCGGGGCCAGAUGGAUUACCAGGACGUGUACGCAGUGAAUGCGCGGACCAACUGGCAAGUGUCUUCACUGACAUGGCUCACAUCAACACCAUCAUCUCGGAAACACCUAUGUGAGAAUACUGUUCAUUGACUACAGCUCAGCGUUCAACAACAUAGUGCCCACAAAGCUCAUCACUAAGCUAAGGACCCUGGGACUAAACAACUCCCUCUGCAACUGGAUCCUGGACUUCCUGACGUGCCUCCCCAGGUGGUAAGGGUAGGCAACAACACAUCUGCCACGCUGAUCCUCAACACGGGGGCCCCUCAGGGGUGCGUGAUUAGUCCCCUCUUGUACUCCCUGUUCACCCAUGAAUGCAUGGCCAGGCAUGACUCCAACACCAUCAUUAAGUUUGCCGACGACACAACAGUGAUAGGCCUGAUCAAUGACAACGAUGAGACAACCUAUAGGGAGGAGGUCAGAGACCUGGCCGUGUGGUGCCAGGACAACAACCUCUCCCUCAAUGUGAGUAAGACAAAGGAGCUGAUCGUGGACUACAGGAAAAGGAGGGCCGAACACACCCCCAUUCACAUUGACGGGACUGUAGUGGAGCGGGUCGAGAGUUUCAAGUUCCUUGGUGUCCACAUCACCAACAAACAAUCAUGGUCCAAACACACCAAGACAGUCAUGAAGAGGGCACAACAAUGCAUUUUCCCCCUCAGGAGACUGAAAAUAUUUGGCAUGUGUCCCCAGAUCCUCAAAAGGUUCUACAGCUGCCCCAUCGAGAGCAUCGUGACCUGUUGCAUCACUGCCUGGUAUGGCAACUGCUCAGCAUCCGACCGUAAGGCGCUACAGAGGGUAGUGCGUACGGCCCAGUACAUCACUGGGGCCAAGCUCCCUGCCAUCCAGGACCUCUAUACUAGGCGGUGUCAGAGGAAGGCUAAAUAAUUGUCAAAGACUCCAGUCACCCAAGUCAUAGACUUUUCUCUCUGCUACUGCACGGCAAGCGGUACUGAAGCGCCAACUCUAGGUCCAAAAGGCUCAUUAACAACUUCUACCCCCAAGCCAUAAGAAUGCUGAACAAUUAAUCAAAUGGCUACCCGGACUAUUUGCAUUGACCCCCCCUUACACUGCUGCUACUCACUGUUUAUUAUCCAUGCAUAGUCACUUUACCCCUAUCUACAUGUACAAAUUACCUCAACUAACUUGUACCCCCACACAUUGACUUUGUACCGGUACCACCUGUAUAUUGCCUCGUUAUUGUUAUUGUUAUUUUAAAUUUAUUUUUCACUUUUUUUGGGGGGGGGGGGGGGGGGGGGGGGGGUAGGCUCUUCAUUGUCUGCACCACUUUCAAUCCCCCAUGUGUUUUUUUUUCUCGCAAAUAUAUACAGUGAGGGAAAAAAGUAUUUGAUCCCCUGCUGAUUUUGUACGUUUGCCCACUGACAAAGACAUGAUCAGUCUAUAAUUUUUAUGGUAGGUUUAUUUGAACAGUGAGAGACAGAAUAACAACAACAAAAAUCCAUGUCAAAAAUGUUAGAAAUUGAUUUGCUUUUUAUUGAGGGAAAUAAGUAUUUGACACCCUCUCAAUCAGAAAGAUUUCUGGCUCCCAGGUGUCUUUUAUACAGGUAACGAGCUGAGAUUAGGAGCACACUCUUAAAGGGAGUGCUCCUAAUCUCAGCUUGUUACCUGUAUAAAAGACACCUGUCCACAGAAGCAAUCAAUCAAUCAGAUUCCAAACUCUCCACCAUGGCCAAGACCAAAGAGCUCUCCAAGGAUGUCAGGGACAAGAUUGUAGACCUACACAAGGCUGAAAUGGGCUACAAGACCAUCGCCAAGCAGCUUGGUAAGAAGGUGACAACAGUUGGUGCGAUUAUUCGCAAAUGGAAGAAACACAAAAUAACUGUCCAUCUCCCUCGGCCUGGGGCUCCAUGCAAGAUCUCACCUCGUGGAGUUGCAAUGAUCAUGAGAACGGUGAGGAAUCAGCCCAGAACUACACAGGAGGAUCUUGUCAAUGAUCUCAAGGCAGCUGGGACCAUAGUCACCAAGAAAACAAUUGGUAACAUGCUACGCCGUGAAGGACUGAAAUCCUGCAGCGCCCGCAAGGUCCCCCUGCUCAAGAAAGCACAUAUACAGGGCCAUCUGUAGUUUGCCAAUGAACAUAAUAAUAAUAUGCCAUUUAGCAGACGCUUUUAUCCAAAGCGACUUACAGUCAUGCGUGCAUACAUUUUUGUGUAUGGGUGGUCCCGGGGAUUGAACCCACUACCCUGGUGUUACAAGCACCGUGCUCUACCAGCUGAGCUACCGAGGACCACUCAUUAAAAUGCAAAUCAAUUUAUAACAUUUUUGACAUGCGUUUUUCUGGAUUUUUGUUGUUGUUAUUCUGUCUCUCACUGUUCAAAUAAACCUACCAUUAAAAUUAUAGACUGAUCAUGUCUUUGUCAGUGGGCAAACGUACAAAAUCAGCAGGGGAUCAAAUACUUUUUUCCCUCACUGUAGACCAGGUGAGAGAGAGAGGAGUGAGUGGAGGAUAUUGUCAUAGGAUGGGAUAACUUCAAUAUGCUCAGUGUAUAAAUUAGAGGAGGAGGUCAUGAUUUAGGUCUUCCAGCGUUGAGGGCGUCUACAUGACCAAAAGUAUGUGGACACCUGCUCCUCGAACAUCUGAUUCCAAAAUCAUGGGUAUUAAUAUGGAGUUGGUCCCGCCCUUUGCCUCUAUCAGUGGUGGGAAAAGUACCCAAUUGUCAUACUUGAGUAAAAGUAUAGAUACCUUAAUAGAAAGUUACUCAAGUAAAAGUGAAAGUCAGCCAGUAAAAUACUAUUUGAGUAAAAGUCUAAAAGUAUUUGGUUUUAAAUAUACUUAAGUAUCAAAAGUAAAUGUAAUUGCUAAAAUAUACUUAAGUAUCAAAAGUGAAAGUAAAAGUAUUAAUCACUUAAAAUUCCUUAUACUAAGCAAAGCAGAUGGCACCAUUUUCUUGUUUUGAAAAUUUACGGAUAGCCAGGGGCACACCCCAACACUCAGAGAUUAUUUACAAAAUAUGCAUUUGUGUUUAGUGAGUCCGCCAGAUCAGAGGCAGUAGGGAUGACCACGUGUUCUCUUGAUAAGUGCGUGAAUUUGACCAUUUCCUUGUCCUGCUAAGCAUUCAAAAUGUAACGAGUACUUUUGGUUAUCAGGGAAAAUGUAUGGAGUAAAAAGUACAAUAUUUUCUUUAGGAAUGUAGUGAAGUAAAAGUAAAAGUUGUAAAAAAUAGAAAUACUAAAGUAAAGUACAGAUACCCCAAAAAACUACUUAAGUAGUACUUUAAAAUAUUUUUACUUAAGUACUUUACACCACUGGUCUCUAUAACAGCCUCCACUCUUCUGGGAAGGCUUUCCACUAGAUGUUGGAACAUUGCUGCGGGGACUUGCUUCCAUUCAGCCACAAGAGCAUUAGUGAGGUCGGGUACUGAUGUUGGGCGAUUAGACCUGGUUUGCAGAUGCCAUUCCAAUUCAUCCCAAAGAUGUUCGAUGGGGUUGAGGUCAGGACUCUGUGCAGGCCAGUCAAGUUCUUUCACACCGAUCUCGACAAACAAUUUCUGUAUGGACCUACGUUCUUCUGUCAUCCUGCCAAACCCAGAGUCGUCUGUCGGACUGCCAAAUGGUGAAGCGUGAUUCAUAACUCCAGAGAACGCAUUUCCACUGCUCCAGAGUCCAAUGGCGGCGAGCUUUACACCACUCCAGCCGACGCUUGGCAUUGCGCAUGGUGAUCUUAGGCUUGUGUGAGGCUGCUCGGCCAUGGAAACCCAUUUCAUGAAGCUCCCGACUAACAGUUCUUGCGCUGACGUUGCUUCCAGAGGCAGUUUCGUACUCGGUAGUGAGUGUUGCAACCGAGGACAGACGAUUUUUACCCGCUACGCGCUUCAGCACUCGCCGGUCCCGUUCUGUGAGCUUGCGUGGCUGAGCCGUUGUUGCUCCAAGACGUUUCCACUUCACAAUAACAGCACUUACAGUUGACCGGGGGCAGCUCUAGCAGGGCAGAAAUUUGACAAACUGACUUGUUGGAACGGUGGCAUGAGUCACUGAGCUCUUCAGGAAGGCCAUUCUACUGCCAAUGUUUGUCUAUGGAGAUUGCAUGGCGGUGUGCUCAAAUUUAUACACCUGUCAGCAACGGCUGUGGCUGAAAUUGCCAAAUCCACUAAUUUGAAGGGGUGCACAUACUUUUUUAUAGAUAGUGUACCUUAACAUGAUAGAUAGUGUUUUCCUCUCCUCUCCCUCUCCCCUUCUCCUCUCCUCUCCUCUCCCUCUCCCCUUCUCCUCUCCUCUCCUCUCCUCUCCCUCUCCCCUUCUCCUCUCCUCUCCUCUCCCUCUCCACCUAUCCCUCUCCUCCACUCUGCUGGCCGUCUCAAGGACAGGUAAGGGUGCCUUUCCCCGUCUACCUCUCUCGCUUAUUCUUUCUCUUUCUCUACCUCUCCCCCUCCCGCUCCCCUCUCCAUCUCCUUCCCCUCCAUCCCUCUCCCCUCUCCAUCUCACUCCCCUCCAUCCCCUCCCCUUCUCCCUGUCCCUCUGAAGUGAGUGCCAUCUAUAGUUCACUGGAGGUACUGACUCUGGAGAAAGCUGGGAGAAGAGGACUCUGGUAUUCCUAAAUGUAUUUACGAUUUUACAACUUCGCUUUACCACAGGACGUGUAGAAGGAAACAGCUGUAGACUGACUCACAACAGCUGCAAACAACCUACCCAUGACAUUACACAUUACAUCUGUCCUGCAGACAGUCCUGUUGUCUUGGUCUUAGUGUAGAUUACCCUGCAGACAGUCCUGUUGUCUUGGUCUUAGUGUAGAUUACCCUGCAGACAGUCCUGUUGUCUUGGUCUUAGUGUAGAUUACCCUGCAGACAGUCCUGUUGUCUUGGUCUUAGUGUAGAUUACCCUGCAGACAGUCCUGUUGUAUUGGUUUUAGUGUAGAUUACCCUGCAGACAGUCCUGUUGUCUUGGUCUUAGUGUAGAUUACCCUGCAGACAGUCCUGUUGUCUUGGUCUAGUGUAGAUUACCCUGCAGACAGUCCUGUUGUAUUGGUCUAGUGUAGAUUAUCCUGCAGACAGUCCUGUUGUCUGGUCUAGUGUAGAUUAUCCUGCAGACAGUCCUGUUGUCUUGGUCUUAGUGUAGAUUACCCUGCAGACAGUCCUGUUGUAUUGGUCUUAGUGUAGAUUACCCUGCAGACAGUCCUGUUGUAUUGGUCUUAGUGUAGAUUACCCUGCAGACAGUCCUGUUGUCUUGGUCUAGUGUAGAUUACCCUGCAGACAGUCCUGUUGUAUUGGUCUUAGUGUAGAUUACCCUGCAGACAGUCCUGUUGUCUUGGUCUAGUGUAGAUUACCCUGCAGACAGUCCUGUUGUAUUGGUCUUAGUGUAGAUUACCCUGCAGACAGUCCUGUUGUAUUGGUCUUAGUGUAGAUUACCCUGCAGACAGUCCUGUUGUCUUGGUCUUAGUGUAGAUUACCCUGCAGACAGUCCUGUUGUACUGGUUUUAGUGCACUAUGUAGGGAAUAGGGUGCCAUUUGGAACGCAAUCGGAGUGAAGAAUAUGUUUCAGCCCCAGGGGAAAUGGCUGCUCAGAGACGACUAUAUUUUGUCUCCAGGGACCUGACAGCUGCUUAAAUCCACAUAGAUACAGCAGGCCCUCACUGGCCCAGACAGGCAUUGAUAACAGGCAUGCGGAUAUCUGAAAUAAAAGACAAAUAAAUUAACUACUAGUCAAAUCACAAUUGAUUUAAAGUGCAUUUAACAAUGUCAGUGUGUGUGUGUGUGUGUGUGUGUGUGUGUGUGUGUGUGUGUGUGUGUGUGUGUGUGUGUGUGGUUAGGGAUGGGAUGCAGUCUUUCCUAGGACAGUGCUGAAACAGGGAGAAGGUUUCUGAUUGGUUACCCUAGUGCUAGCCAGCUUCCCCUUCUUUUGCAUUGGACCCCAGUCAAGGCUUUAACAGUCAGACCUGCUGUUAUUCCCUCAUACAUAUAGUCAAUGGCUGCUGCCAAUGUGUUGAGCGGGUACUCAAUGGGGAUGGUCACUUCCUCAUCAAUGACAGCUUGAAAACAUACACACUCUAGUGGCUUCAACCAGAGGUCCACAGUUUCGUAUGGGGGGGGUUGGUAGGAAAACCAGUUAACCCAGUUACCUGACUGCAACACUUGUUCUGUGUUCCAUUGAAUUGGCACUAGCCUGAUCUGUGUUCCGUUGAAUUGGCACUAGCCUGAUCUGUGUUCCGUUGAAUUGGCACUAGCCUGAUCUGUGUUCCGUUGAAUUGGCACUAGCCUGAUCUGUGUUCCGUUAAAUUGGCACUAGCCUGAUCUGUGUUCCAUUGAAUUGGCACUAGCCUGAUCUGUGUUCCGUUGAAUUGGCACUAGCCUGAUCUGUGUUCCGUUGAAUUGGCACUAGUCUGAUCUGUGUUCCGUUGAAUUGGCACUAGCCUGAUCUGUGUUCCGUUGAAUUGGCACUAGCCUGAUCUGUGUUCCGUUGAAUUGGCACUAGCCUGAUCUGUGUUCCAACAGAGAACAUAUUGAAAUAACAUACUGUAAGGCCAACAGGAUAGAUUUCUCCAGUGGAGUUCUUCUUCUAUGCUUCAUCAUCAUCAUCAUCAUCAUCGGCCUCUCCCUCCAUUCAGCCAUGCACAACAACAACAACAACAACAACAACAACAACAACAACAACAGGCUUGCCAAUGCCACCUCUCUGAGUGUGUCAGUCGUCCUUGUGUCUCAAUUACACUACGUUUCUUGGUGUGACAGGUGUUCUGUACCUCCGCAAUUACUUUUCAAUUAAGCAACGAUGAGCGUUUGUCAUCGAGCGUAGCCCGGCGUUAUUUUACAGCCCCAGUGUCUUAGUCCAUUAGUGACGGUGUGUGUGUGUUGUGUGUGUGUGUGUGUGUGUCUCCUGAGGAGAGAGAGAGGAGGAGAGAUAGCAGCCAGCGCCCCCACUUAAUGGAGUGAGAAAAUAAAAGCGAUUAACGCUACAUUAACAUUGUGCUAAUAAGGCUGUGUGCUGCAGUGGGCUGUGUGUGGCAAUAGGACUACAGCAGUUGUUGGGAAAGAGAGAUGGCUAGAAACACAACCCUUAUGCCGUAGCCCCUACCCUCAUGGCACUUGUUGAGAGCUGCAAGGACUGGAUACCUACCUUAUAUGCAAGUGGCGCAGUGGUCUAAGGCACAGCAUCGCAGUGCUAGCUGUGCCACUAGAGAUCCUGGUUUGAAUCCAGGCUCUGUCGUAGCUGGCCGCGACCGGGAGACCCGUGGGGCGGCGCACAAUUGGCCCAGCGUCGUCCAGGGGAGGGAAUGGCCGGCAGGGAUGUAGCUCAGUUGGUAGAGCAUGGUGUUUGCAACAUCAGGGUUGUGGGUUCAAUUCCCACGGGGGGCCAGUAUGAAAAAAAAAAUAUAUAUAUAUAUGCACUCACUAACUGUAAGUCGCUCUGGGUAAGAGCGUCUGCUAAAAUGACUAAAAUGUAAAAAUGUAAUCCACCAUGCCUAAAGGCUUUAGCAUGCCUCAGUUCGGCUAACGCCUAGACAAGCUCGGCUCGGUGAACCGAACGAGUGUGCUCGCAUAAAAGACCAUUGCUUGAAAAAACGAGAAAAAAGCAGCACGUUUGUCCAUUUUGAGACGCCAUAGCCAGUAUACACUUCCUCAAAACAGUCAGAAUUAAUCUCAGAUAACUCAAGAAAUCGGUCAUUAAUUUUGACGUUUUUGCUGAGGAGAUCUUUGGUCGCGUUAUUUUGCAUCUGACUCGGAUAUUUGGUGGAGUAUUUCUCAAGUCAAAAUAAUUAGCAUGAGGACGAGUCGUCUCUAGUUGAACGACAACAGGCACUUCACUGAAGAAUAAUAUAAUAAUAAUAUGCCAUUUAGCAGAUGCUUUUAUCUAGGGGUGUAACGAUCCAUCUACUACAUCGAUGUAUCGAUUUAUAUUCCUAUGAUCCAACUACAUCGAUCUGUGCUCGGCGAGUUGGCCUUUUGGACAACAUAUAUCGAUCUAACAUCGUUUUAAAAUGUAAUAAAUCGAUUGUAUCGAUACUAGGAAAUAACCCAUUGGAUUUAAGCACGUCAGACUUUAUAUGGAUGUUUUUUCUUAGCACUUUUAAUGAUAAAGGCUUUAAACAUUACUCGAUUCAGUCUGCCUAUCCGUGACGUCAUCGCGCCAGCAGCAGCGCAAAGGCGCCAAGACAACAAAACAUAGCAUGGCGGACGACAGAGGAGAAGCCGACGAGCGAGAAAUUAUCAAGCCACCAUUGCGGUCCUUACAAGAAACAGGAACCUAGGAAGCUUCACCUGCACUGUCCAGUAUACAGGUAUUUAUUUCAGUCACACUGGUUGAAUUUUUGGCUAAAAGGUUACUGAAUCGAUUUCAAGUCACUGAAUCGUUUCGGAUCGUAUCGUUCUAAAUGAACCAAUAUCGUCCUUGAAUCGUAUCGACAACCACGAAUCGUGAUACAAAUCGAAUCGUUGUUAAAACGAAUCGUUACACCCCUACUUUUAUCCAAAGCGACUUACAGUCAUGUGUGCAUACAUUUUUACGUAUGGGUGGUCCCGGGGAUCGAACCCACUAACCUGGCGUUACAAGCGCCGUGCUCUACCAAUUGAGCUACAGAGGACCACAUUGAGCUACAGAGAACUGUUGACCAAUCAGCGACGAGGGGGUGUAGACUUCGGCUGCCGACUUCAGCUUGCCUCGAGAAAGAAAUUCUAAAACGUCACAGAAUAUUGUCAUGAUAUAUAUGCACGAACUGUUACAAACUGUUUCAGCUGGGAAGCAUGCGGACACCUUAAGAGGACUGCAAGGACAAGGACUACAUCAAGCUACACCCAACACCCUUCAGCGAUGCACAUCAAGCUACACCCAACACCCUUCAGCGAUGCACAUCAAGCUACACCCAACACCCUUCAGCGAUGCACAUCAAACUACACCCAACACCCUUCAGCAAUGCACACCAAGCUACACCAAACACCCUUCAGCGAUGCACAUCAAGCUACACCAAACACCCUUCAGCGAUGCACAUCAAGCUACACCAAACACCUUUCAGCAAUGCACACCAAGCUACACCAAACACCCUUCAGUGAUGCACAUCAAGCUACACCAAACACCCUUCAGCGAUGCACAUCAAGCUACACCAAACACCUUUCAGCAUCACAUCGGUGCUCAUGCGAAUCCCAUAAGACAGCUUCCCAACCAUCAUGACCUCUGUCACAUUCAGCCUUGUCUUUCAACAAUAAUGUGCUCCUCCUCAGUUUCACACACACACACACACACACAACAAACUACAAUCUCAGCGCUUAGAACUGAAAUCUCAAGAGAUUAUUUCAGGGGUUUUAGCUGCAUUUUCAAACAAUGACAUGCCGUUUAUGGUUGGAAUGAAGCAGGGUUUUACAGUAAGCUGGAUGUGCUUUAAUUGUUGCCUUUUCCACUGUUUGAUGAUACAAAAGCAUCAAAGUAAUGUAGCUUCUGUCUAAUUCACAAAAAUCCAGCCUGUUAGUUCCGCUGAUUAAGGUUAUUAAAUUGUGUUAAUUGGGGUUUUUCUAUUAUAACGUCACACUCAUUAGCUUAGCGGUCACUCUGACUGGCCUUGAUUGGAUAACCAGUCAAUGAGACUGAGUCACUUUUCUCUGAUUAAAGUUAUUGGUUCCUGAUGAAACUGGACCCUAUCAGACCACUUGGUACCACAGCCACUGAUCCCAGACCACUUGGUACCACAGCCACAGGAAACAUCACCGAUCCCAGACCACUUGGUACCACAGCCACAGGAAACAUCACUGAUCCCAGACCACUUGGUACCACAGCCACAGGAAACAUCACUGAUCCCAGACCACUUGGUACCACAGCCACAGGAAACAUCACUGAUCCCAGACCACUUGGUACCACAGCCACAGGAAACAUCACUGAUCCCAGACCACUUGGUACCACAGCCACAGGAAACAUCACUGAUCCCAGACCACUUGGUACCACAGCCACAGGAAACAUCACUGAUCCCAGACCACUUGGUACCACAGCCACAGGAAACAUCACUGAUCCCAGACCACUUGGUACCACAGCCACAGGAAACAUCACUGAUCCCAGACCACUUGGUACCACAGCCACAGGAAACAUCACCGAUCCCAGACCACUUGGUACCACAGCCACAGGAAACAUCACCGAUCCCAGACCACUUGGUACCACAGCCACAGGAAACAUCACUGAUCCCAGACCACUUGGUACCACAGCCACAGGAAACAUCACUGAUCCCAGACCACUUGGUACCACAGCCACAGGAAACAUCACUGAUCCCAGACCACUUGGUACCACAGCCACAGGAAACAUCACUGAUCCCAGACCACUUGGUACCACAGCCACAGGAAACAUCACCGAUCCCAGACCACUUGGUACCACAGCCACAGGAAACAUCACUGAUCCCAGACCACUUGGUACCACAGCCACAGGAAACAUCACCGAUCCCAGACCACUUGGUACCACAGCCACAGGAAACAUCACCGAUCCCAGACCACUUGGUACCACAGCCACAGGAAACAUCACCGAUCCCAGACCACUUGGUACCACAGCCACAGGAAACAUCACUGAUCCCAGACCACUUGGUACCACAGCCACAUUAAACAUCACUGAUCCCAGACCACUUGGUACCACAGCCACAGGAAACAUCACUGAUCCCAGACCACUUGGUACCACAGCCACAGGAAACAUCACCGAUCCCAGACCACUUGGUACCACAGCCACAGGAAACAUCACUGAUCCCAGACCACUUGGUACCACAGCCACAGGAAACAUCACUGGUCCAAUUAUCUUACGUCAGAUAGCGCGACAAUUCCUCAUGCGCUGAGGGACGAGCGUCGCGUCGGAGUGACGCCGCCUGAUGUAAGACAAUGCAACGUCCCGGCUUAGAUCUGAGAAUAAGGCCCAGUUUUUAUCGUACUUUUAUUCUUCCAAGUAUAUGUUUUUUAUUAUUUGGUUUUAUGUUUGUUUAUUUAAAUGUCUAUUAUGAUGUAAUUAUUAUGAAUUAUGAUGCACUCAAAUUGACUUUUCGGGAACAAUAAAGAUGUUUCUGAACUGGGCCCGUAUUCACAAAGUGUCUCAGAGCAGCCGUGCAGAUUUUGGAACAGUUUUGCCAUUUAGAUUAUAAUAAAUGACCAGGGGGAACCUGAUCCUAGAUCAGUACUGCUACUGACCAGGGGGAACCUGAUCCUAGAUUAGUACUGAUACUGACCAGGGGGAACCUGAUCCUAGAUCAGUACUGCUACUGACCAGGGGGAACCUGAUCCUAGAUCAGUACUGCUACUGACCAGGGGGAACCUGAUCCUAGAUCCGUAUUGCUACUGACCAGGGGGAACCUGAUCUAGAUCAGUACUGCUACUGACCAGGGGGAACCUGAUCCUAGAUCAGUACUGCUACUGACCAGGGGGAACCUGAUCCUAGAUCAGCACUGCUACUGACCAGUGGGAACCUGAUUCUAGAUCAGCACUGCUACUAACCAGGGGGAACCUGAUCCUAGAUCAUCACUGCUACUAACCAGGGGGAACCUGAUCCUAGAUCAGUACUGCUACUAACCAGGGGGAACCUGAUCCUAGAUCAGCACUGCUACUAACCAGGGGGAACCUGAUCCUAGAUCAGCACUGCUACUGACUAGGGGGAACCUGAUUCUAGAUCAGCACUGCUACUGACUAGGGGGAACCUGAUCCUAGAUCAGUACUGCUACUGACCAGGGGGAACCUGAUCCUAGAUCAGUACUGCAACUGACUAGGGGGAACCUGAUUCUAGAUCAGCACUGCUACUGACCAGGGGGAACCUGAUCCUAGAUCAGUACUGCAACUGACCAGGGGGAACCUGAUCCUAGAUCAGUAUUGCUACUGACCAGGGGGAACCUGAUCCUAGAUCAGUACUGCUACUGACCAGGGGGAACCUGAUCUAGAUCAGCACUGCUACUAACCAGGGGGAACCUGAUCCUAGAUCAUCACUGCUACUAACCAGGGGGAACCUGAUCCUAGAUCAGUACUGCUACUAACCAGGGGGAACCUGAUCCUAGAUCAGUACUGCUACUGAUCAGGGGGAACCUGAUCCUAGAUCAGUAUUGCUACUGACCAGGGGGAACCUGGUCCUAGAUCAGCACUGGUACUAACCAGGGGGAACCUGAUUCUAGAUCAGCACUGCUACUGAUCAGGGGGAACCUGAUCCUAGAUCAGUAUUGCUACUGACCAGGGGGAACCUGAUCCUAGAUCAGCACUGGUACUAACCAAGGGGAACCCCUGCUACUAACGAGGGGAAACCUGAUCCUAGAGCAGCACUGCUACUGACCAGGGGGAACCUGAUCCUAGAUCAGCACUGCUACUGACCAGGGGGGAACCUGAUCCUAGAUCAGUACUGCUACUGACCAGGGGGAACCUGAUCCUAGAUCAGUACUGCUACUGACCAGGGGGAACCUGAUCCUAGAUCAGUACUGCUACUGACCAGGGGGAACCUGAUCCUAGAUCAGUACUGCUACUGACCAGGGGGAACCUGAUCCUAGAUCAGUACUGCUACUGACCAGGGGGAACCUGAUCCUAGAUCAGCACUGCUACUAACCAGGGGGAACCUGAUCCUAGAUCAGUACUGCUACUGACCAGGGGGAACCUGAUCCUAGAUCAGUACUGCUACUGACCAGGGGGAACCUGAUCCUAGAUCAGUACUGCUACUGACCAGGGGGAACCUGAUCCUAGAUCAGUACUGCUACUGACCAGGGGGAACCUGAUCCUAGAUCAGCACUGCUACUAACCAGGGGGAACCUGAUCCUAGAUCAGUACUGCUACUGACCAGGGGGAACCUGAUUCUAGAUCAGCUUUAUUCCCUGAACUGAUUUACUGACUGAUGACCCGCUCUUGCAUAGAAAACAUUUGACCGUUGUGGUGUUAAUAACCAAUCCCGAAGAAGACUGCAUUGGACCAAACUUGUUAGAAGUAGCCGUGAAAAGGAGCAACAAAAACACUCAAUCACUGACCUAUAUACCAACAAGCGACACUCCUAAGUUGGUUGUGUAGUCCAACUGCACAGACACAAGAAUCAAGCUAUAUCGUACAUGUACAGACAGAACCAGACGAAUUAAAGCUACAAGAAUAAUGCCUCUCUCCUCAUGCAGCGGCUGAUAGGGAUAUCAGGGGAGAUGUGAGUGUCACAGGACGCAGGAAGUAGAAUGCAACACUCGACUUAAUAAGCGUCAGAAGUCUAAGAGAUAAGGCUCUAAACCCCCUCUACCAGGCCUCCAAAAUGUCAGCAGCGACAGCACCAUCACUCACUACAAAUGGGUGUGUGUGCAUGUGUCUCCCCACACUGACCUCUAUGUUGUGUGUGUGUGUGUGUUGUGAUCCUCCAGGGUCUCUCUGUCUGCUGAGAGCCGACACACUGGUGAUGCUGGGAGGAGAUAUGCAAUUAUUCAAAACAGGAGAGAGGAGAGAAGCCCGGCCUCGGCUGCUUGUGGGGAUGCUUGGGGGCUGUAACAGUUCUGUCCUCUCAAGUUUUCUAUGUUUCUCACUGUGUUUUGUAUAACUUAAUCAAUUCAACUGAAAGUAAGCCUGAUGGCUAAAUGCAACAAAAAUUGUGUGAAAGUUGUUUCGUGUAACUCCAACCUAACACUUGCUUUGAAUGUUCCUUCAAAGUCCCUAGAGAGCUGCUGAAUGGUAAUCAGGAUGGGGCCAUUUGCCUUUUGUAUAUAAUAAAUGUUUGCCUUUUUUUUUUCAUUCAGGGGUGCAGGUUUGAAUCCUGCCGACUAUGCCAAAUGUAACGUGGGGGAUUAUGCCAUCAAUAUAAUGUCCUAUGCACCUUUUUGUAUGACGAGGUGAGACCUUAGAGAUACAUGAGAUUGUCAUAAAUAUGCUUAUGAAGUAAAUCAUUAUAAAACAAAGCCAUAGCAGUCAUCUCUGCACCCCCAUCAUGCUAACUCUGUCUAACACACUUCCUAUCCAUAUUGCAACAUCAUUAAUAAGAUCCAAUAAUACAGGUGGUGGGUUCCAUUGGUUGAGAGGGAGGUUUGACUUAAUUACUUUAAUUGUAUUGGAGUCAUGCUCAUUAAAUAUAUAAAUUGUGUUCUGUGGGAAGGCUUGGUUUCCAUGAUCAAUCUUGUUAUGGACAAGCUUACAAGAGAACAGCUUUUCAUUGUAAAAAUUAAAAAACACCCCACACACGCGAGAGCGUGCACGCACGCACGCACAGACGGACACACACACAUACUCGUCCCAGUCUAGCGGUGUGGAUGUGUUGUCAUCUCUGUUAUGUUGACUUUUGUAUUGUCAUCUGUUGUUGUUGUUGUUGUUGAAUGAGGAACAAAUGUAUCUGAAUUUAAUAAAUGGGGAGAAAUAUUUGCAGAUGGUGAUCAAUUGUGGAGAGAUGAUCAGAUACCAUUUGGAUCCCCUCAUCAAAAACAUCCCCAUUAUUCUACUGUCCACGUCUGCACCUUGCAUUUCAAACAAACAUCAUACUUUUAAAUGUGGGAAUGCCUUAUUCAUCAAUCUGGUUAUCUAAAAUAUCUGUCUCUCCUCACAUUUUGAGGAAAUAUAUUAUACACCCAUGACAUUAUAGUCUCUUUAAGAUGUAUGCAAUAGAGUAAGCACAGACUGCUCAGCUCACUGGCUGGCCAGCAAAUCAGAUAAAUCAAACAGCUAAGUUCCUUUUAUGACACAAAGCAAAUAGUCCCAAAUACUCUUUAUCUCCUCUCCUAAUAGUCUGGCUGGUUACAAUCAGAUCCACUGUGGCACAAACCAUUACAUGUUAUCUUUAUCAUACGAGGCAAUCACUUCUGUUUCAUAGGUAUCAUUUAUAACCAGUGGACAGCUGGUUCUGUAAUGAUAUUCAAAAAGCAGGCUAUCGGGUCUAGGGAUCUCCCUCUCUGUUUAGCUGGAUUUACAUAUAUUUAUUUACCUGUGUUUCUUUUUCAACAUCGGCCAAGCAAGUAUGAUGAAUGCAUAGCUGUGGUCUAUCUGUGGGUCCGGGACAGAAUCAGACAUUAUACAUUAUAUAUAUUUUAUAUAUAUAUAUAUAUAUAUGUAUAUAUAUAUAUAUAUAUAUAUAUAUAUAUAUAUAUAUAUAUAUAUAUAUAUCUGAGGCCAGGAAUGUUACUGUUUACAUUUACAUACAAGGUUAGAAAUGUGUUUUUGUUUUGAAGGAGUCUGUCUAUUGAAAUGAAAUAUCUUUGUUAUUACAAAAUUAUUAAUUAUACAUAGACAAUAUAUCAGAGCAUACUGUUUAAUGUUGUUUAUGUAUAAGAUAAAUAAAAAUGGAAAAAUGGGACCAAAACAGGCAGGGUAUUUAUAGACCAUCUGUGUUCUAGAACUAUACUCCCCCUUUAAUUUGUAGAGCGUUGAUUAAAUAAUUAAUAUUCUUCUCUCAAGGACCUUUUAUAAAUCUCAUCAUUAAUAAAAACAGACAUUCAAUUAGCAACGAAAUCUUGAUAGCCAAUUUUGUCAUCAUAUAAAAGUCGAGCUCUCUCUCAUAGAAGACGAGAGCAACGAUAUCGAGUAGCGCUAGAGCGAGCGCAUAUAGAUACAGCGAUGCUCGGAGAAGAGAGCAUGCAGAGCAUCUAUAUAUAAGAGAGCUGAGAAUGCGGCUCUCUCGAGCUCUGCUUCUAUACUCUCUUCUACAUCGCGCCUCUCUCCCUCUCUCCAUCUCCCUCUCCUCCUCCCUCUCCCUCUCUCCCUCUCUCUCUCUCUCGCUCUCUCAGCUGGAGGGAUGGUGUAAAAGGGAGGGAAACAUUUACUCAUGUCAUUCAUCUCAUUGUCAUCUCUUUUCAAGUGGCCACUAAUAAGUACAAAUUAAUAUGAUUAAUCAAAUUGACGACAUAAACUCAUUCCAUUCCAGGUUUUCAAAGGCGAGUGGGUGUGUUGAGGUGAUAGGGAGGAAUGAGGUGCCGCGUGAGAAGAUAGCAUGAAGAGAGAAGGGGAUGAGAGGAGGACAGGGGAACAGGUGGCUCAGGGAAAGAAGAAGCUAUCCCACUAAAUUAAACCAUAGUGUGGUAUUCAGCCAUCAGGGGGAAACAAUACCCAGAUGAAGAUGAGACCUGGGAGGGCGGAUAUCUGGACAGCUUUCAUCUUGAUUAUUUAUUUAAAUUAUAUUUUCUUUAUUUUCAACUACCCCAUUCAAAGCUCUUUCCAUUUGCCUUAAAUACAAUUAAAAUAUUAGAUGUAUGCACUUUAUCUGGAUGUACCUUGAGUAUAGUAUUGAAUUGCAAAAACAUCAGAGACUUGGAUUUGUUUUAUUUCCUUUUUAUUUAUUGUUAUCCCCCGUUUGUUUCAUUUCACCCAAUCAGAAUAUACAAUACAUCCUACAAGCCUAUACCAUUCCGUCUCAGUGAGGGUAUAUUAAUCAGACCUGAAGAAAGAGCUCUGCCCUAUACCAUUCACAGUGAGGGUAUAUGAAUCAGACCUGAAGAAAGAGCUCUGCCCUAUACCAUUCACAGUGAGGGUAUAUGAAUCAGACCUGAAGAAGAGCUCUGCCCUAUACCAUUCACAGUGAGGGUAUAUUAAUCAGACCUGAAGAAAGAGCUCUGCCCUAUACCAUUCACAGUGAGGGUAUAUUAAUCAGACCUGAAGAAAGAGCUCUGCCCUAUACCAUUCACAGUGAGGGUAUAUGAAUCAGACCUGAAGAAAGAGCUCUGCCCUAUACCAUUCACAGUGAGGGUAUAUUAAUCAGACCUGAAGAAAGAGCUCUGCCCUAUACCAUUCACAGUGAGGGUAUAUUAAUCAGACCUGAAGAAAGAGCUCUGCCCUAUACCAUUCACAGUGAGGGUAUAUGAAUCAGACCUGAAGAAAGAGCUCUGCCCUAUACCAUUCACAGUGAGGGUAUAUUAAUCAGACCUGAAGAAAGAGCUCUGCCCUAUACCAUUCACAGUGAGGGUAUAUUAAUCAGACCUGAAGAAAGAGCUCUGCCCUAUACCAUUCACAGUGAGGGUAUAUUAAUCAGACCUGAAGAAAGAGCUCUGCCCUAUACCAUUCACAGUGAGGGUAUAUUAAUCAGACCUGAAGAAAGAGCUCUGCCCCAUACCAUUCACAGUGAGGGUAUAUUAAUCAGACCUGAAGAAAGAGCUCUGCCCCAUACCAUUCACAGUGAGGGUAUAUGAAUCAGACCUGAAGAAAGAGCUCUGCCCUAUACCCUUCACAGUGAGGGUAUAUGAAUCAGACCUGAAGAAAGAGCUCUGCCCUAUACCCUUCACAGUGAGGGUAUAUUAAUCAGACCUGAAGAAAGAGCUCUGCCCUAUACCCUUCACAGUGAGGGUAUAUGAAUCAGACCUGAAGAAAGAGCUCUGCCCUAUACCCUUCACAGUGAGGGUAUAUGAAUCAGACCUGAAGAAAGAGCUCUGCCCUAUACCCUUCACAGUGAGGGUAUAUUAAUCAGACCUGAAGAAAGAGCUCUGCCCUAUACCAUUCACAGUGAGGGUAUGAAUCAGACCUGAAGAAAGAGCUCUGCCCUAUACCCUUCACAGUGAGGGUAUAUUAAUCAGACCUGAAGAAAGAGCUCUGCCCUAUACCCUUCACAGUGAGGGUAUAUUAAUCAUACCUGAAGAAAGAGCUCUGCCCUAUACCCUUCACAGUGAGGGUAUAUGAAUCAGACCUGAAGAAAGAGCUCUGCCCUAUACCCUUCACAGUGAGGGUAUAUGAAUCAGACCUGAAGAAAGAGCUCUGCCCUAUACCAUUCAGUCUCAGUGAGGGUAUAUUAAUCAGACCUGAAGAAAGAGCUCUGCUUUUGUUCUGACAUUGGAUGAAUCAGAUGGGAGGGGAAUUCAUCAGCAUCACUAUUAUACUGAACAUCUUCUUAUAAACAGAGUAUAUAUACUUAAUAAAAUAUAAAUAUAUACUAAAUAUGUUAAUAAAAUAUUGACUGUAGUCAUACUGAACAUAAUGUUUCAGCAGUUAGAGGACCAGGUACAGUAUUUGGAAGGGACCAGGUUGAUCUCACUUCUCUAUAGUUCAUCUAUACCUCUUCAGAAAGAAUCCAAAACUAAUCCAAUCAAAUGAGCCCAUACUGUACAUGUACAUUUUCUCUUCAACCAAUCAUGCAGGAAAUCACCUGUCAGUGUGUGUGUGUGUGUGUGUGUGUGUGUGUGUGUGUGUGUGUGUGUGUGUGUGUGUGUGUGUGUGUGUGUGUGUGUGUGUGUGUGUGUGUGUGUGUUUGUGUGUGUGUGUGUUGUGCCACUCCCUAACUUUGUCUGUGGGACUACUGUACAUUUUACAUUUCAGACGGAGAACAGGCAUGCUGCUGACUGUGACUCUGCCAGACGGAGAACAGGCAUGCUGCUGACUGUGACUCUGCCAGACGGAGAACAGGCAUGCUGCUGACUGUGACUCUGCCAGACGGAGAACAGGCAUGCUGCUGACUGUGACUCUGCCAGACGGAGAACAGGCAUGCUGCUGACUCUGACUCUGCCAGACGGAGAACAGGCAUGCUGCUGACUCUGACUCUGCCAGACGGAGAACAGGCAUGCUGCUGACUGUGACUCUGCCAGACGGAGAACAGGCAUGCUGCUGACUGUGACUCUGCCAGACGGAGAACAGGCAUGCUGCUGACUCUGACUCUGCCAGACGGAGAACAGGCAUGCUGCUGACUGUGACUCUGCCAGACGGAGAACAGGCAUGCUGCUGACUCUGACUCUGCCAGACGGAGAAACAGGCAUGCUGCUGACUGUGACUCUGCCAGACGGAGAACAGGCAUGCUGCUGACUCUGACUCUGCCAGACGGAGAACAGGCAUGCUGCUGACUCUGACUCUGCCAGACGGAGAACAGGCAUGCUGCUGACUGUGACUCUGCCAGACGGAGAACAGGCAUGCUGCUGACUGUGACUCUGCCAGACGGAGAACAGGCAUGCUGCUGACUGUGACUCUGCCAGACGGAGAACAGGCAUGCUGCUGAUUGUGACUCUGCCAGACGGAGAACAGGCAUGCUGCUGACUCUGACUCUGCCAGAUGGAGAACAGGCAUGCUGCUGACUCUGACUCUGCCAGAACGGAGAACAGGCAUGCUGCUGACUCUGACUCUGCCAGACGGAGAACAGGCAUGCUGCUGACUGUGACUCUGCCAGACGGAGAACAGGCAUGCUGCUGACUGUGACUCUGCCAGACGGAGAACAGGCAUGCUGCUGACUGUGACUCUGCCAGACGGAGAACAGGCAUGCUGCUGACUGUGACUCUGCCAGACGGAGAACAGGCAUGCUGCUGAUUGUGACUCUGCCAGACGGAGAACAGGCAUGCUGCUGAAUCUGACUCUGCCAGACGGAGAACAGGCAUGCUGCUGAAUCUGACUCUGCCAGACGGAGAACAGGCAUGCUGCUGACUCUGACUCUGCCAGACGGAGAACAGGCAUGCUGCUGACUCUGACUCUGCCAGAACGGAGAACAGGCAUGCUGCUGACUCUGACUCUGCCAGACGGAGAACAGGCAUGCUGCUGAAUCUGACUCUGCCAGACGGAGAACAGGCAUGCUGCUGACUCUGACUCUGCCAGACGGAGAACAGGCAUGCUGCUGACUCUGACUCUGCCAGACGGAGAACAGGCAUGCUGCUGACUGUGACUCUGCCAGACGGAGAACAGGCAUGCUGCUGACUGUGACUCUGCCAGACGGAGAACAGGCAUGCUGCUGACUGUGACUCUGCCAGACGGAGAACAGGCAUGCUGCUGACUCUGACUCUGCCAGACGGAGAACAGGCAUGCUGCUGACUGUGACUCUGCCAGACGGAGAACAGGCAUGCUGCUGACUGUGACUCUGCCAGACGGAGAACAGGCAUGCUGCUGACUGUGACUCUGCCAGACGGAGAACAGGCAUGCUGCUGACUCUGCCAGACGGAGAACAGGCAUGCUGCUGACUCUGACUCUGCCAGACGGAGAACAGGCAUGCUGCUGACUCUGACUCUGCCAGACGGAGAACAGGCAUGCUGCUGACUCUGACCUACGGAGAACAGGCAUGCUGCUGACUGUGACUCUGCCAGACGGAGAACAGGCAUGCUGCUGAUUGUGACUCUGCCAGACGGAGAACAGGCAUGCUGCUGACUCUGACUCUGCCAGAACGGAGAACAGGCAUGCUGCUGACUCUGACUCUGACAGACGGAGAACAGGCAUGCUGCUGACUCUGACUCUGCCAGACGGAGAACAGGCAUGCUGCUGA
Messenger RNA from Coregonus sp. 'balchen', 25218 nucleotides. The record is from the annotation of a GenBank genome assembly. Lineage: Eukaryota; Metazoa; Chordata; Actinopteri; Salmoniformes; Salmonidae.